Messenger RNA from Dacryopinax primogenitus, 1852 nucleotides. RefSeq lists its product as uncharacterized. The record is from RefSeq and is a predicted model, not a curated record. Bases 100 to 1803 code for a protein of 567 amino acids. The transcript is spliced from 2 exons. NCBI's taxonomy places the organism in Eukaryota, Fungi, Basidiomycota, Dacrymycetes, Dacrymycetales, Dacrymycetaceae.
AUCGCCGCUCCUGCUGUUCCGAAUUCCGUGUAUCUGCCAUUUCACGAUGUGGAAGCGCGAAUAAGACAUAAUCACCUGUCUGCCUGCUUGAGUGGGCGGAUGGUGUAUGUGUCCGCUUCGUACGACGUCGUGGCCGCUCAUAUCGAUCCUAUUACUGGUCAACCCGCAUUCUAUAAUCUAAUAACUCUGCCUAGCCCUGCUACACUCCGGCCGACUCUAUAUCCAGAAUACCCAGCUGUCCACACUAUCAGCGGUAACGUCCUUGCGAUUUCGGACGGUUCGGGUCAGAUUCACGUGGUGGAAGUGGAAGCUCCUCAUGCUUCAGGAUCUGGAUUGCUGCUGGGAUCUUACAAGCUAUCUACUGGGGACGAGGAUAAUAUUUUGCCUUUCCGGAUGCAUCAUGUCAGGAUAGACACCGGCGAUGAAGUGCACUGCAUCAUCUCGGUGUCGACACGAGUCACAACACCAGCACCAUCGUCCACCAAGGGUGGGUCAACCGAGAAGACCUCUUACCGUCUAAUGAGUGUCUCAUUCAAGAUAUCAAAACAACCACUUCCAGGUGUCCAGCUGCUCACUGUAGACUGGGCAAUCACGGGCGAUAGCCUUCCUCUUCUCUUCUUGCACGAUCCAGAUGCGCAAAGAUACAUCCUAGCCUCAUCCACCCCACUAGGUGCCCUUCCUUCACAUCCACCUCCCGACCCGCAAGCGGACGAAAUCGCACCCAUUCCGCGACCGGACGAGAACAUGAAUGACGUUCCUGCAAUACGAGACCUCAAACCGCCGCCUUAUUCCUGGACUCAAACAAACGACUCCGUCACGGUCGUGUUCCCGCUGCCUAGCACUACGCCAAAAGCGAGCAUCCGCGUGCUAUUCUCUGCGCAAAACCUAACUCUUCUUGUUUCGGAUCGCGACACACGCACUGCAUUCCCAUUCCCUGUAUACGUACGCAAGUUGUUCUGGGACGGUAUACAUUCGGAUACGAGCUACUGGACAUGGGACAGGGCAGGGGAUAAGCCUGGGUCAUCGAUCGGGCUGCUUUCCCUGCAUCUGGACAAACAACACGAAGGGACGCGCUGGAUACACGUGUUUGCUGCUGCUGGAACUGCGACCGCGGAAGAGGAAGACGUCGACGUCCCGGAGAUGGUUGAUCCCUCGGAGCUGGCGAACAUCCGCGAGCAACUGGAGAAAUGGACAACGCAAUUCGGUGACGACAACUUGAGUGGAUCCGGGAUCGGAAGGAACGUCCCUAGCCUGCUAGACGGAGAGAUGGAUGAGGAUGGGGAUGACCAGGUCGGUCGCAGGGUCGUCUUCUCGUACGUGACGGAGGGUGGGCAGGUAGUAUGCCCUGCCCCACACGCACCUGUGGACCUGCUCUCCGUACCAUUUCCCCACACGGGAGCGAAUGUGGUGGUCAAGCAUACGCUGGACGGUCUAUUCUUUGCGGCUCCAACGAGCACAUCCCCCGAGGAGCCGUCGUUGGAGUGGAAGCAUGCGGCAACUUACCCCGCGCUCGCGUUCGUUCUUGCCUCUAAACGAGACGUCAAGUUCACGUUCCACCAUGGACCGAAUAUCGUACUCGCCUUUGAGGGUGGGACGGGGAAGGGGCUCAGUAUUGGGGGUAAUGUGUAUAUGUACGAGGGCGCAGAUGGACAGAGGACCUCAGGGCAGGCAGUUCUGAGGGUGAGUGGUGGAGAGAGUGGACCGCUGAUGGGUGUCCAACUUGUCGAAGUAGGAGGGAAGACAGCGCUUGUCUGCCUAUGUGAGAAAGCGCUCGUGGUCGUCAGGGACAUUCUAGGGUGGUGAAGGAUACCAAUGUCGAGAAUCUGUACCAAGUAUUGGGAAAUGAAUUACG